AUGGUUCACUUCCCGAAUGAGAUCUGGCUCGAGAUCGUACAAAAUAUUGUCCCCGACGCCAAUCUUCAAGACCUUGAAGACUACAAGACUAGACAAUGUGCACUUGCAAGCCUCUGUCUCAUAUCGAGACAGCUCUACCCAAUCGCACAGCCAGCUCUGUAUGGGAACUAUAUCAAAUUCGCCUCACCUUGGCCCGAAGAAAGAUGUCUUGCAAACGAGACCCAACAUCAAGUCGACGGAAACGAUUCGCCCUACAGAAAAAACACACAACUCGAAAACUUCCUUCGCACUCUGAUCGAACGACCUGAUCUCACCGCCGCUGUUGUGAAUCUUCGAAUCGAUCGCUACAAUGACAAAGAAAACUCAUAUUCUCGUUAUCGAAAGGUCGAAGUGUUGCCAUUGAAUUCUACACUUUCUGAAAAUUUUGAGUCUGCGAUCGAGGUUUUCAUAGGUCCAUCGACUGAGCCUUCGAGUCUGUUGGAUGGACAUAUUUCGACUAGAGAUUGUUGGAAGGGUGAACUGCGGGCUGGCGUAGAAGGAGCCGAAGUCGCGCUGUUGUUGGCCAUUCUACCAAAUGUGAAAUUUCUUGAUCUUGAGGUAUCGGGGGAACCAACGACCUCUCUGGGUUCCUUUGUGCGGGUGCUCUGUGAGGCUAUUUCCGAGUACAGGGCAUGGGCGCAUGAGGACACGGAAGAGCAAAACAAGAAAGACAAGCAUGGAGAUGAGGAUGGCGAGAAGAAGGGAGCAGAAGACAAGAAUCAGAAGAAUGAGGUCGGAGAUCCGAGACGAGAGGAGGAAAAAGAGGUGUGUUCUUGUGGAGGGUUUUGGUGUCCAUCCCACGAUCCUCCACCGGUCCUCAAACACCUUGAAUGCUUGAGCGUUCGGGCUUUUGAUACUCAAAACAGGUGCGGAUUCAAUCUCCAAGAAUGCGUACCUCUCUUGACCAUACCGACGCUCGUCUCGUUCAGAGGUUAUGGCCUGAACUACGAGUACUACAUGUAUAACGUCAGAGAAACCAAAUCACCGCUACCUCUGGACCAUCUCCGCUCUUUGAAGCUCGAGUACAGUCAGCUGGAUGGUAGACUUUUCACAGGUCUCCUUGGUGGAACACGUCUCCAACUACAAACGCUCAUCAUUGAUACCUAUGGCGUUUUGGACUCAAGGGUCGAUGAGUCUCGUUUUCAUGAACGACUACAACAAGCACUCGUGACUAUGGCCAGUACAUUGGAACACCUGGUCUUUGUCACGCCCGAAGACACAAUGUCAAUGUUGAAUCUCCAGAAGCUCACCCGACUACGCUACCUCGAACUGGGAAUCGCAAGCUUAGUGGGAAGAAAGAUAUUUGUGCCGCACCCUCAAUGCAUCACAACGCGUCUGCCCCAAAAUCUCCAACAUCUCUGUUUACGUAGAGCGGACGACGAGGUCUGGGAGCCAGCCACCGCUCUGAUCAAAGCAAAACUCACGUCACUUGACUUCGCGGAGCUAAAGGUAAUAGAGAUCAGGUUUGUGUGGUCAGAAGACGAAAAAGCAGAGAACCACAGCAAUAGCGUGACAAGUAGCUCUUCAAAAGAAGAAGAAGCAAUCAUGGACAGCGGAGUGGCAGACGAGUCAAGUUACCUAGGCAUAUUGCAGGCACCUGCAAACGAAGCUGGAGUAGAAAUCAAGAUACUCACCAAUGAACCGCCCAUUGAGGUUGAGGUUGAUGGUUGGUGUGAUUCUGAUGAGCAUUGGGGCUGUGACUAA
Molecule: messenger RNA, 1743 nt
Organism: Aureobasidium pullulans EXF-150
Lineage: Eukaryota; Fungi; Ascomycota; Dothideomycetes; Dothideales; Saccotheciaceae
Exons: 1
Coding region: 1-1743 (580 amino acids)
Source: RefSeq, a predicted model, not a curated record